AUGGCAGAACAAGAACAAGAGUUGGAAAGAGUCAGCUCAGAACUUGAGGACCUGCGAGGGAGCAUGGGUCAGAUCAUGGAGAUACUGCAAGUCAUCGGAGCCAAGAUGGACACACAAACAACAGUCAUUUCAGAGAUCGUUGGUCCAACGCUUGAACCCCAACCCGUAAGGACGGUACCUUCUACAUUAUUUCCUUUUGGUCUACCUUAUGGCUUCACACCUCAACCUGAAGUAGUCCCCGGUGUAAUGAAAUCUACUCAACAGACUGUUCCUCUACCAUUAACCACCGAGGCUCACCCUAUGGUCCAUACAUUUGCAUCACCGACUGUUCACACACGUGUGCAACCUUACUUCGAAGAUCAACAACAUGCUCCAGAAAUUUCUAAUGAAGAAGAAGAAAGGCAUGAAGAUAUAAAGGGUACUAAAGAGAAUUUUCAGAUUCUUGAGAAGAGACUAAGGGCAAUGGAAGGUGACCAAGUCUUUGGUGCUGCUGCUAGGGAGAUGUGCCUAGUAUCUGGUCUUGUAAUUCCUGCGAAAUUCAAGACUCCUGACUUUGAUAGGUACGAGGGUCAUACAUGUCCUAAGAGCCAUCUUGUUAUAUACUACCGGAAAAUGGUUGCCCAUGUUGAGGACGAUAAGCUCAUGAUCCACUUCUUUCAAGACAGUUUGAAGGGUGCCCCCUCUAAGCGGUACCUAAGCCUCGAUCAGAGUCGUAUCCGGUGUUUCUAA
This is a messenger RNA of Lathyrus oleraceus (garden pea), 729 nucleotides long. RefSeq lists its product as uncharacterized. NCBI's taxonomy places the organism in Eukaryota, Viridiplantae, Streptophyta, Magnoliopsida, Fabales, Fabaceae. The record is from RefSeq and is a predicted model, not a curated record. The transcript has a single exon. The coding region runs from base 1 to 729 and encodes 242 amino acids.